UCUUUACGAGGCGUGCCCGCCCCCACGGGGGCGGGAGAGCCCUAGUCCGAGCGGCCUGGCCUGUGCUCUGAUACCGACCCUCCCCGGAGACCCACCGGCGACACAGAGAGAACGGUGUCACACGUGGCCUUGGGCCGGGCGCCAUGGACGCCUUCACCCGCUUCACCAACCAGACCCAGGGCCGGGACCGACUCUUCAGAGCCACUCAAUACACAUGCAUGUUGCUUAGAUAUUUGUUAGAGCCUAAAGCUGGCAAAGAGAAGGUGGUAAUGAAGCUCAAGAAACUGGAGUCCAGUGUGAGCACUGGUCGUAAAUGGUUCAGACUAGGCAAUGUGGUACAUGCUGUACAGGCGACUGAGCAGAGCAUUCAUGCCACUGACCCGGUACCCCGCUUAUGCCUAACAUUAGCCAACCUGAACCGUGUGAUUUAUUUCAUCUGCGACACCAUCCUCUGGGUGAGGAGUGUAGGCCUCACCUCUGGCAUCAACAAAGAGAAAUGGCAAAUGUGGGCUGCCCGCCACUACUACUAUUCUCUCCUGCUGAACCUCGUCAGGGAUCUGUAUGAAAUCUCCCUGCAGAUGGAACGGAUUGCACAUGACAGGGCAAAGAGGGAGAAAUCCCAGGAUCCUCUUGGGCACAGUGUGGCUGAUGAGGAAACAGAAUGGCUCCAGUCCUUUCUCCUUCUCUUAUUCCAAUCUCUGAAGCAGCAUCCUCCCUUGCUCCUGGACACAGUGAAGAACUUCUGUGAUAUCCUGAACCCUUUGGACCAGCUGGGGAUCUAUAAGUCCAAUCCUGGCGUCAUUGGACUUGGAGGUCUUUUGUCUUCUAUAGCAGGCAUCAUCACUGUGGUAUAUCCUCAGAUGAAGCUGAAGAUCCGCUAGGGUGUUUUUAGGCUGAGGACUAGUACUUGCUUUAAAAGAUGGCCUCUUAGUGGAGUGGACAUUUGUAUUAGUCACAGGCCAUGUCAUACUGUACUUGAGUUCUUGUUCACAUGAACAUUUAGGGACCUGUGAUGUGAGCAGAGGUGGGGCCAAGAAUGGAGAAGCAGGGAGCAUGAAGAUUUAUGUAUGUUUUUAGAGUGCUGGGGUGACUUCUGAAUUUCUGAAUAUUUUCUCUUCAUUUAACAAUUAUCGAGCAUCUCUUAUGUACAUAGUAGGAGCUAAGUGAAUAAAAAUUGAAAGGAAAAAAAUUGGAAAAGACCAAUCCAACUAAUAAGUGAACACUAAUGUACAGUAAGCUUUGGGUUGUAUGGAUGAUUGGUUUGGAUGACUUCAGUAGGUCUGAUGCAUGGCACUCUCAGAUCUGGUAGAGGCCCCUUUUUUCUCUGGCAGUCACUCCCCCACCCCCACCCCCAAUAGAUGUCAGUAUCAGGAUGGAGGGGAGCUGGGCUGGUAGCCUCUGAACUUGUUAGCCCUACCAUCCCUGCACUCCAUGGCCUUGCUCUGCUCCAAAGUAAAAUCAGAAAAGCAUCAGGCUCCUUUGUGGUAUAAACUGUUUCUACAGGGAGACAUCUGUAGGUAGUGCAGUGAGAAAGUGAAAAUUAGAAGCAGACAGAAGGGACUUGAGGUAAAAAUAGGUUGCAGAGUCACAUGGAUGCCUGUCUGUAGCCUGUGACGACAGAUAAGGAAAGUGAUGCUGAAUAAAAGAAAAGCAACUGAGGCCAGAACCUUAUUCCUCUGAUUCCCAAUCCAGUGUUCUUUCCAUGAUAUUUCACUGCCUUCAUGACUGAGUAGAAGUGUGAGACUCUCCAGAAUCCUGUGCCUUUUGCCUCUUACCCUUCCAAAUUUUGGAACUUUCAUUGGUCAGUGGUUUAUAUUCUACAAAAAUUAAAACUAUCUAGACUUAGCUAGAUUGUCUUACAUAAAGCCUUAUAACAGUUUGGACAAUUCUACAUUAAUUUUCAUCUAAAUUUAUACAGUUAAGAAAUAUUCAUAAAUAUUCUGUGAAUGUAGGAGGGUCACAAUUUUCUAUGAAAAAUUAGACUUCUUAUUGGUAGCGUGGUUGGGGGAGGUGGGAAAGAGCAGUAAGGAGCUAGUGGAGAGAACACUGGCAUAUUGAGUCAAUGACAUUUGCUUGUGCUGCUUCCCAUCUUGGGUGUCAUGCGAGAUUUCUCAGUGUGAGGGAGUGAAAUGGAGAAAUAGGAUGCCAGCAGGUAGGAGGCUAGUAUCAGUUCUACCAGUAAAGUCAUGUCAUUUAUCUAAUGGAAAUGAGAAAAGAAAUAUGCAUUGAAUAAAUUAAAUUUCACAUAAAUGUAAUUCAGAUUCUUAACAAGUAGACUCAGGUCGUUGGUGCUCUGUUUCUAAAGAGACCAAUCAAGAUAUGGGAUCUGAGAAAGAACAUUUCGGGAAUUUCAAGAGAAAUGAAAGCUGCUAGAUCAGGGUAAAUAAAAAGUUUAGGGCUGGCGGGUUAGCUCAGUUAGUUAGAGCAUGGUGUUAUAACACCAAGGUCAAGGGUUUGGAUCCCUGUACGGGACAGCCACCAAAUACAAAUAAAUGAAAGUUUAUAUAACUUUUUACCUUGUCCAGAUCCUGUACUGUAAUAGAUUAAUUAUAUCCAAUA
This is a messenger RNA of Cynocephalus volans (Philippine flying lemur), 2559 nucleotides long. It is a transcript of the gene PEX11A, whose product is annotated as peroxisomal biogenesis factor 11 alpha. Gene Ontology annotation, cellular component: peroxisomal membrane. The record is from RefSeq and is a predicted model, not a curated record. The transcript is spliced from 3 exons. NCBI's taxonomy places the organism in Eukaryota, Metazoa, Chordata, Mammalia, Dermoptera, Cynocephalidae. Gene Ontology annotation, biological process: peroxisome fission. The coding region runs from base 144 to 881 and encodes 245 amino acids.